Astyanax mexicanus (Mexican tetra) is the source of this 4737-nucleotide messenger RNA. Its product is annotated as NLR family CARD domain-containing protein 3. Lineage: Eukaryota; Metazoa; Chordata; Actinopteri; Characiformes; Acestrorhamphidae. The transcript has 9 exons. Gene Ontology annotation, molecular function: protein binding. Bases 22 to 3690 code for a protein of 1222 amino acids. The record is from RefSeq and is a predicted model, not a curated record.
GGGUGUAAUCUGAAGGAGGAGAUGAGCCCCAAAAUGAGUGUCUCUGUGGAACAGGACACACAGGAAGCUGAGAGACUGUUUCAGGGUAAGAGAUCUGACUCUCCUGAACCCAGCUGUGUGUCCAUGAAGAGUGACCGGUCAAUAGACCAUCCACUAAACUUCAGAAAGGAGGACUGUUCUCCUGAACCCAGCUGUGUGUCCAUGAAGAGUGAUCAGUCAAUGGACAUUCCAUUAAACUUCAGAAAGGAGGACUGUUCUCCUGAACCCAGCUGUGUGUCUAUUAAGAGUGACCAGUCAAUAGACAUUCCAUUAAACUUAAGAGAGGAGGACUGUUCUCCUGAACCCAGCUGUGUGUCCAUGAAGAGUGACCGGUCAAUAGAACCUCCACCAUCCCUCAGAAAGGAGGACUGCUCUCCUGAACCCAGCUGUGUGUCCAUGAAGAGUGACCAGUCAAUAGACCAUCCACUAAACUUCAGAAAGGAGGACUGUUCUCCUGAACCCAGCUGUGUGUCCAUGAAGAGUGAUCAGUCAAUGGACAUUCCAUUAAACUUCAGAAAGGAGGACUGUUCUCCUGAACCCAGCUGUGUGUCUAUUAAGAGUGACCAGUCAAUAGACAUUCCAUUAAACUUAAGAGAGGAGGACUGUUCUCCUGAACCCAGCUGUGUGUCCAUGAAGAGUGACCGGUCAAUAGAACCUCCACCAUCCCUCAGAAAGGAGGACUGCUCUCCUGAACCCAGCUGUGUGUCCAUGAAGAGUGACCAGUCAAUAGACCAUCCACUAAACUUCAGAAAGGAGGACUGUUCUCCUGAACCCAGCUGUGUGUCCAUGAAGAGUGACCAGUCAAUAGACGUUCCAUUAAACUUAAGAGAGGAGGACUGUUCUCCUGAACCCAGCUGUGUGUCCAUGAAGAGUGAUCAGUCAAUGGACAUUCCAUUAAACUUCAGAAAGGAGGACUGUUCCCCUGAACCCAGCUGUGUGUCCAUGAAGAGUGACCGGUCAAUAGAACCUCAACCAUCCCUCAGAAAGGAGGACUGCUCUCCUGAACCCAGCUGUGUGUCCAUGAAGAGUGACCGGUCAAUGAACCCUCCACUAAACUUCAGAAAGGAGGACUGUUCUCCUGAACUGAGAGUCAAGCAGAAGGCAUCAGACACUAGCAGAAGGAAUAUGGAGGUCAUACUCAAGGAGAUGGAGCACAAAGUGAUCUCUCUGGUAAAGAAGCAGCUGAAGAAGUUUGAGAAGAUCCUGAAGAGACGGGAUUACCCAGCAUGCUCUGGGAGAGAGGAGGAGGAUGAGAGUGCUGUCAGAGAGGGAGCGCUGAAGAUCACACUGCACGUCCUGAAGAACAUGAACCAGACAGACCUCGCUAACACACUGCAGACCAAACUGGCUCCAUCAUGUCACCAAAGCCUGAAGUCUACUCUGAAGGAAAAAUUUCUGAAAAUCAAUGAAGGAAUAUCAAAUCCUGGAACCUCAACCCUUCUGAAUGAGAUCUACACAGAGCUGUACAUCACAGAGGGAGGGAGUGGAGAGGUCAAUAAUGAACAUGAGGUCAGACAGAUUGAAGCAGCAUCCAGGAGACCAGAAACACAGGAGACACCCAUCAAAUGUAACGACCUCUUUAAAGACCCGUCCAUCAGAACUGUGCUGACUAAAGGAGUUGCUGGAAUUGGAAAAACAGUCUCUGUGCAGAAGUUCAUUCUGGACUGGGCUGAAGGAAAAGCCAAUCAGGAUGUUCUCUUCAUAUUUCCACUUCCUUUUAGAGAGCUGAAUCUGAUGAAAACUAAAUCACUCAGUUUGGUGGAUCUUCUUCAUCAAAUUUUCAAAGAUUCAAAAGAAAUAAAACCAACAGACUAUCAUCACUACAGAGUCAUGUUCAUCUUUGAUGGUCUGGACGAAUGUCGACUUCCUCUAAAUUUCCAGAACAAUAAGAGAGUAUUUGAUGUAACACAGUCGGCCUCAGUGGAUGUUCUGCUGACAAACCUCAUCCAGGGGAACCUGCUUCCCUCUGCUCUCCUAUGGAUAACUACUCGACCAGCAGCAGCCAAUCAGAUUCCUCCUGACUUUAUUGACCAGGUAACAGAGGUACGAGGGUUCAGUGACCCUCAGAAGGAGGAAUACUUUAGGAAAAGGAUCAGAGAUCAGAGCCUUGCUGAAAGAAUCAUUACACACAUGAAGUCCUCCAGAAGCCUCUACAUCAUGUGCCACAUCCCAGUCUUCUGCUGGAUCUCAGCCACUGUUCUAGAGAGGAUGUUGGGUGAAGCAGAGGGAGGAGAGAUCCCCAAGACUCUGACUCAAAUGUUCACACACUUUCUUAUCUUUCAGAUUAAACACCGCAGCCAGAAGUAUCAAAGAAAAAGUGAUGUUGAUCUUGACCAGUCUAAAAAGAUUAUUCUGGCUCUGGGAAAACUGGCUUUCCAACAGCUGGAGAAAGGAAACCUGAUCUUCUAUGAGGAAGACCUGAGAGAGUGCGGCAUUGAUGUCAGAGAAGUGUCCGUGUACUCAGGAGUGUGCACCCAGAUCUUCAGACAGGAGUUUGGGCUGCACCUGGGGAAGGUUUUCAGCUUUGUGCAUCUGAGUGUUCAGGAGUUUCUGGCUGCUUUAUAUGCAUUUCUGUCCUUCAUCUCCAACAACAGAAAUGUGCUGCAACAGAAACACAGUGGAUUAUUUAGUUUCUCUAAAAAAGGAACAAUGUCUGACUUCCUAAAGAGUGCAGUGAACAAGGCCUUACAGAGUGAGAACGGACACCUGGACCUUUUCCUCCGGUUCCUUUUGGGUCUCUCACUAGAGUCCAAUCAGACUCUCUUACGAGGCCUUCUGAUCCAGACAGAGAACAUCUCUCACAGCAAAGAGGAAGUAGUGGAGUACAUCAAGCAGAAGAUCAGGGAGAAUCCCGCUCCGGAGACAACUAUCAGUCUGUUCCACUGUCUGAAUGAACUGAAUGAUCAUUCUGUAUUGCAGGAAGUCCAAACAUACCUGAACAGAGGAGGUUUCAGGGGUCUCAGAGGAGUUAAGCUCUUUCCUUCUCUGUGGUCUGCUGUGGCAUUUGUGAUGCUGAAUUCAAAAGAGCAGCUGGAUAGGUUUGACCUAAACAAUUAUGGUGGGUCAGAGGAAUGUCUUCUGCGGUUGAUGCCGGUGGUUAAAGCAUCAAGAAGAGCGUGGCUGGUUGGGUGUGAUCUCUCAGAGAAAAGCUGUGCAUCUCUGGCCUCAGCUCUCAGCUCAAACUCCUCAACUCUGAGAGAUCUGAACCUGAAUAAUAAUAACGUGCAAGAUUCAGGAGUAAAGCUCCUCUCUGCUGGGCUGAAGAAUCCACAUUGUAAACUGGAGACACUGGAGCUGAACAAGUGUAAUCUUACAGAGAAAAGCUGUGCAGCUCUGGCCUCAGCUCUUAGCUCAAACUCCUCAACUCUGAGAGAACUGAACCUGGGUAAUAAUAACCUGCAGGAUUCAGGAGUGAAGCUGCUCUCUGCUGGACUGAAAAGUUCACACUGUAAACUGGAGACACUGGGGCUGAUUAACUCCAGUAUUACAGAAGAAGGCUGUGCUGCUUUAGCUUCAGCUCUGAAAUCAAACCCCUCACACCUGAGAGAGCUGGAUCUGAGAGUCAAUAAUCCAGGACAGUCAGGAGAGAAGCUGCUCUCUGAUCUACAGAAGGAUCCACACUUUAAACUGGAGAUAAUAUACUUCUGGUAACAGGACUGUCCUGCUCCUAAUGAUCACUAUGAUUUUACCAAAGGCUCCAGUGACCUGUGCAUCACCACUAUCUGUGCAUCUUUUUGUUUUCUAACAGUCAUUAAUGUGCUGAAGUUUCUGGGGUUAAUAAACUGCUUUUAUCGUAUUUAUCACAGUUAAUCAUUCAGUGCACACCUUGCCAGCACUGCUUUAUCAGUACUUCAUUCAGAGCUUCCAUGCCAUCUAAAAGUGUGUAAUUAUUUGCUUUCUUAAUUCUGUUUAUAUUCAGUUCUGUGCUUCUUUCUGCUGAAUCUCCUUAAAGUCCACUAGCUCGCUGUUAUAGGGGUUAUCCAGUUUGGAAAAUACAUGAUUAAUUAAAUUGAAGGAACAGUUUUGUUUCUAACAGUUGUUUUGUGAAUUGAUGCUUUAAUGACUAUGUAGAAAUGUGGUAAUCGUUUAUAAUAAAUAAAUAAAUAAAUAAACAGGUAGAAAGAGUUUAUAAUGAAUGUAUUAUUAUGUUCAGUGAGUCAUGAAAUCGUAUAAACAGCGAUUUUGUGUGAAACUCAUUGGUGUUCCAUAUUUAAAAAUGGUGCAUUAUGAUUUCAGUGCUGUACAAAUGUAAAUCAUUUCAGCUUUAGUCUGUAUUAGGUUAGAUUUGUAAUUUUUGUCUGGUAACUGUCAAACAACAGGAUUGAUAUUAGUGUUCUUAGCUUUAUCUGUAUAGAAUUGUAUAUAAACUGUUUGCUCUGAUAAUAUACAAUGAUAACAGAGGCUUGUAUAUAAUUUGUGUUUGUAAUCACAGUUGUCUGUAUUAUUAUAGCUAUUAACACAAGAAAAAUGUUGGUGUUUUUGGUAUUGGUUGGUGGAUGUUUGUCUUUUUAAACUAAACUAAACCAAACUUCUAUGGUACAUCAAGUUUUACAGAGUUACUAAGGAUUAUUUGGUUCAUUCAUAUUCUUUUAUGUAUAAAAUACCAUUACGAUGUAUUAGAGGAAAUGCAAACAUCUAUUUUACUUUGAAUGUGUUCUUAUGUGUACUAUAUAAAUUGUUUAAUAAAUUGGAAUGUUU